Molecule: messenger RNA, 2254 nt
Organism: Pseudoliparis swirei
Lineage: Eukaryota; Metazoa; Chordata; Actinopteri; Perciformes; Liparidae
Gene: tmem185a
Product: transmembrane protein 185
Exons: 7
Coding region: 156-1214 (352 amino acids)
Source: RefSeq, a predicted model, not a curated record
CGGCGGUUAAAAACACAACAAAAUGAGCCGCAAUAAAGCCGAACCGAGAAGCUUAGCGAACACCGAAAUUAACAUGUUUAGCAUCCAAGUUUUGCGGUGAAUUACCGAACGACACUGUGAACUAAUGUUGGCUCGUCCGUCAGUUAUUCUCCACCAUGAAUUUAAGAGGACUAUUUCAGGACUUCAACCCCAGUAAGUUCCUGAUCUACUCCUGCCUGCUGCUCUUCUCCGUGCUGCUGUCCUUGAGGCUGGAUGGAGUCAUCCAGUGGAGCUACUGGGCUGUGUUCACCCCCAUAUGGCUGUGGAAGCUGCUGGUCAUCAUCGGGGCCUCGGUCGGCACCGGAGUCUGGGCCCACAACCCCCAGUACAGGGCCGAGGGCGAGACGUGUGUGGAGUUCAAAGCCAUGCUGAUCGCCGUGGGGCUCCACGUCCUGCUGCUGAUGUUCGAGGUGCUGGUGUGCGACCGCGUGGCGAGAGGGAACUACUUCUGGCUCCUCGUCUUCAUGCCGCUCUUCUUCGUGUCGCCCGUCUCCGUGGCGGCGUGCGUCUGGGGCUUCAGGCACGACCGCUCCCUCGAGCUGGAGGUGUUGUGUUCCGUUAACAUCCUCCAGUUCAUCUUCAUCGCUCUGAGGCUGGACCGGAUCAUCAAGUGGCCGUGGCUGGUGGUGUGCGUCCCGCUGUGGAUCCUGAUGUCCUUCCUGUGCCUCGUCGUCCUCUACUACAUCAUCUGGUCCGUCCUCUUCCUCCGCUCCAUCGACAUCAUCGCCGAGCAACGGCGGACUCACAUCACCAUGGCGAUCAGUUGGAUGACCAUCGUCGUGCCGCUUCUCACUUUCGAGAUUCUUCUGGUGCACAAGCUGGACGGCCACAACAGCCUGAGCUACGUGUGUGUGUUCGUGCCGCUGUGGCUCUCCCUGCUCACGCUCAUGGCCACCACCUUUGGCCAGAAGGGGGGGAACCACUGGUGGUUCGGCAUCCGCAAGGACUUCUGCCACUUCCUGUUGGAGCUCCUCCCCUUCCUCCGAGAGUACGGCAACGUGUCCUACGACCUCCAGCGCAGCGAGGACCCAGAGGCGGCCGAGGACACGCCCGUGCCCGAGCCGCCGCCGAAGAUCGCCCCCAUGUUCCACAAGAAGACCGGCGUGGUGAUCACGCAGAGCCCCGGGAAAUACUUUGUCCCGCCCCCGAAACUCUGCAUCGACAUGCCCGACUAAGCGUCCGCCAAAAGGCGCCGCCGAGGACACUCGUUUGGUUUUUCCCCACCGCCGCAUCACUCUGUCUGGAGAACGGUCGGUGGAUCCUCGCGUCGGCCGUUCCCUAAAGGAAAGCCCGCCCUGCCUGUUUUAUUUUUCACCGUGUUGCUGACAAUGGAUUAUUUGUUCAGGGAGGUGAAACCUGAACACGAGGGUCUCCGAUCUGAAUAUCUAGGUCGACGGACGAAUCAGAAGAGCCGGGUCUGCGUUGGAAUUGAAUAUUGGACUAUCGGGGACCACCGGAGAGACUCCAGCUGGAACAAUGAACUCAAGUUCAGCGAGGAGGAGGGUCAGCCACAGGGUUAGGGUUGUUAUUAUUUUUUCAGGUAUGUGUCGGUUCAAUAUUUGGUCUCUGGACACGUCCUCGUUCAAACCGGCUGUGAAGUGAACCCCUUGAUUCCAGUUUAGGAGACCCCACGGCUCUGAUGUAAUGCAUUAAAGUGCAGCCAGGAGGAGCUCUUAUGAAGAGGAGGAAGAGGAGGCGUACACGAGCCACGCUAAGAUGACGCAUUUGAGUCCGGUCAGUUGUUUUUUUUGUAUUCCUAUAUUUUAUUUUGUAAAUACAGGUUGUCGCGUUGGGGACCAGAGUGGAGACGGCGGAGCUGAAAGUUUGAGGCAGAAAUUCCCCCAAAUAAGUUUUAAAAGGAUCCAAUUCUUAAACCCUACUUUAAAAUGGGAUGUAGUACACACAUAGGCUUCACCUGGCUCGUACUUCCGCGAGUAGAGAGAAUAACUCCUGAGAUCUCCUGUAGCUGUGCACAUUCACCGGUUGUCAAUUCAUGAAAUGACUCAUGUGUAUUUGUCCUCCGCCUGCUGGAGCGUCUCGGUACUGCAGGGUGUGGUUUUCUCUCCAUGGCUUAUUGUUUCCGUUAAAUUGGCCCCGAUGUUCAUUACACUUCCUUGAUGCUGAACCUCAAGCUGGUUUCCUUCUGGUGGAAUCUGAGAUAUCUCCACUGUUUGUCUAUAUAUUUAUUUUAGAAUUAAACUAAGAAAGAAAAAUA